Messenger RNA from Trichophyton benhamiae CBS 112371, 1020 nucleotides. RefSeq lists its product as uncharacterized. The coding region runs from base 1 to 1020 and encodes 339 amino acids. Gene Ontology annotation, cellular component: inositol phosphoceramide synthase complex; Golgi membrane. Gene Ontology annotation, molecular function: inositol phosphoceramide synthase regulator activity. Lineage: Eukaryota; Fungi; Ascomycota; Eurotiomycetes; Onygenales; Arthrodermataceae. The record is from RefSeq and is a predicted model, not a curated record. The transcript has a single exon. Gene Ontology annotation, biological process: inositol phosphoceramide metabolic process.
AUGCUGCUUAACAAGCUCAUCGGCAUCUACGGCCUGCUCUCGAUCCUGACGGGCUUCGAGCUCUCGCCCGUCCAGCUGUCGAUGUACAUCUACUCGAUGCUCGCGCUGGGCCUGACCAUCUUCCUGACGCCGUACAUCCGCAAGCAGGCGCCGCUGCAGUGUCUUGCCCUCGCAUGGUUCUACCUUAUCGAUAGCGUGGUGAAUGCAGCGUACACCGCCGGGUUCGCCGUGACCUGGUUCCAGAUGAUUUCGGGCGGCGGAGGGCCCGGCGGGUCGACCAUGAAGGACUCGGCUGGGUUCACGGCCGGAGGACCACCGCAUGGGAGAGGGAGACGGUACAGCGUCUCGUUCGAUACGGAGGACAUGCCUCUGGCCACGACGAGGGGGAAGUCGGGCGGCUCGGCGCUGGAGGAGGGCAUGUUGCAGCCUGAAAGCCUGCCUAGCCUGGCCAUCAUAUGUGUGCUGUGGGUGGUGCGGCUGUACUUUGUCUUUGUAAUGAUGGCGUUUGCGAGACAGUGUCUGAAGCUGCAUGCUUUCUACCGCCGGUCCGAGCAGCAGCAGCACCAACACCAACGCAAUGGCUCCACGGCCACGACUAGCACGACAGACUACCCCGAGACCAACCCGAAUCCGUUCAUGCCGGACUGUCCUGACGGGCAGGGCUGGAAGGGCAAGCUAGGCCGGGCCAUGGUCUCCGUUGGUAAGGGCUACUGGCUCGACCGCAACGAAGAUGACGACUGGAUGUUUGGCGUCAACCGGCGGUUCAACUCGAGUUACCGCAUGGUCCCCACGGAGAGCAGCGGUCCCGUUGAGCGAGAGAGGCGGCGUCGGUCAGGUACCGGUCCGCCUAUACCGGCCCCCGGAGUGCUGCAGGCCGUGGUGGUGCCCUUGACGCCGUCGACGCAGCCGCAGAACCACCCGCACUCCCUACCGCAGUCUCCGGCCACUGCGAACUUUAGACCGGGCACUGUUCCUCCACUGAAGAUGUACGGCCAGUCUCAGGACGAGCGGGAGUUUUGA